Molecule: messenger RNA, 1845 nt
Organism: Nezara viridula (southern green stink bug)
Lineage: Eukaryota; Metazoa; Arthropoda; Insecta; Hemiptera; Pentatomidae
Source: the annotation of a GenBank genome assembly
AACAAACUCACCUUAACAUGAUAGAAACUUGUAUUGUAAACAUUAAGAAUUACCUCUGUUGACAGUAGUUGAUGGUUUAUAGUGUGCAACUGUGUGGGAUAUUUUAGGAUUUUCAUUGUACCUGUAAUAUAAAAAUUCAAUAUCAGUAUUACCAUGAUAAUAAAAAUUACUUUAUUCCUAGGUUUCUUAAUAAAGGUCUCAGCAGAUGAAGACUCUUAUGACUGCGUGGAUGCUCUAGACAGAUUGACUUGCAAAGUGAGAUGUCCAGAGAGUAGGCAAGUUCGAGAAAAGAACUGCCCUUUUAACAGGAUCUGUUGCUUUGGAAAACCUACAAGUGUUUUUAUGCCUAUAAGAAGGGAUGUACCUUUCUAUGAACCCCCUAGUCCACUGCCUGAACUAAAUUCAGAAUUUGGUUUAUCUGAUUCAGAUUACGAUUACAUCUUAAAAAAAAUUAAUGAAACAGAAUCCGCUAACAAAGUAAAUGGAAAAGAAACCGCAACUGCUACAACUACAACUACCACCACACCAAGAAUCGAUGAUACGUAUAAUGCUGUGAUCAAAAUUGAAGAGACAGACAGGAAAAGUGUCAAAUAUUGCAAGAUAUAUACUAAUCUUACAUAUGAAUACUCAUAUGCAAGUCCAGUACUACCUGAGAUAAUUCCUUUUGCAAUAGUAAUGGACAACUGCAUUCCUAUUGUCAAGCCAUUAGUUGUUGGUGGAAAAGCUGUUGUCAGGGGAGAAUUUCCACACAUGGCUGCUCUUGGAUUUAACAAAACUGACUUCAUAGACUACUUGUGCGGAGGAACAUUGAUCAGUGAGAAACACAUACUUACAGCAGGGCAUUGCACAAACACAAGAUGGGGUAAUCCAGUAGUAGUAAUGCUAGGGUCUGUUGAGCUCUAUGGUGCAGAUAGUAUAGAAGCAAAAGUAGCAAAGAUAAUAACCCACCCAGACUACAAACCAUCUUCGUACUACAACGACAUAGCUAUUUUAGAGUUGAAAGAGGAAGUGAAGUUUUCACAAUAUGUUCGACCAGCAUGCAUCCCUCAACCGGAAUCAAAGGCACAUAAUGCUGGAAGUAUUACAAUUGCUACUGGCUGGGGGAAAACUGGACCAGCUUAUGAAGCAAGUAUGGAUCUCUUAAAAGUGCUUUUACGAAUCGUAAAUAGCACAGAAUGUCAAGAACACUAUUCAAGCAAUUAUAAGUUUUCUCCUCUAAAAGAAGGUAUCAACGAGAAUCUGAUCUGUGCCAUAGGUUACAAAAGCAAAUACCAUGAUACAUGCCAGGGUGAUUCUGGAGGACCACUUCAGACUUUCCUUCCAGGGCAUAAGUGCGCUUUUGAAGUAACAGGAAUCACAUCUUUUGGAAAGAUGUGUGGAACAGGAAUACCUGCAGUAUAUACCAAAGUACAACCUUACGUCCCGUGGAUUGAAAAUGUUGUAUGGCCUUAAUUUUAUUGUGGAUUUUUUAACUGUACAUAAAUGUAUAUUAUGUAAAUUGAUUUUAAUAAUUUAUUAUUUUUUAUAAACUAGCUUUAAUUUGUAUUAGUUUUUAGUUAUUAGAUUAUAUAUAAUAAUGAAAUGUAUUUAUUAUAGACAAGACAAAUUAUCUCGAUGAGUUAUUUUAAUUAUACUGUGAAAUAAAGUGUUUAUUUAUUGCUAACUUUGUUUUUAUUUUAAUAUUUAUUUGAUGAUGGAUGUAAAAUAUAUAAAGUAGUCCCAGAUAGAACAUAUAGAAAAAUAUUAUUGGGUACCUUGCUACUAACUUCCUCAAUCUAAAGUAUAGGCACCAGGGAUAGAAAGGAGAAGAGGAGUAAGGUACUUUCUGUCCCAGCCCAAUCUUUU